UAUCUCUCUCUGUAUCGCUCUCUCUCUUUCUCUCCUGCGUGUUGUUGUGUGCGGUUGGUGGAUGCAGUGAUUUCGAGCAAUGAAACCCAGAGCUCGGGGCUGUGGUCGGAAAGGGAGCCCCUUCUCUCCUCUCUCGGCCGGUUUGUGUGAUUUUGCUAAAAUGCACCACCAACAGCGAAUGGCUGCCUUAGGGACGGACAAAGAACUCAGUGAUUUACUGGAUUUCAGUGCGAUGUUUUCACCUCCCGUGAGCAGUGGGAAAAAUGGACCAACUUCUUUGGCAAGUGGACAUUUUACUGGCUCAAAUGUAGAAGACAGAACUAGCUCAGGGUCCUGGGGGAACGGAGGACAUCCUAGUCCAUCCAGGAACUAUGGAGAUGGAACUCCUUAUGAACAUAUGACAAACAGGGACCUUGGAUCACAUGACAAUCUAUCUCCUCCUUUUGUGAAUUCCAGAAUACAGAGUAAAUCAGAAAGGGGCUCCUAUUCAUCAUAUGGGCGAGACUCAAACUUACAGGGUUGCCACCAGCAAAGUCUCCUCGGAGGUGACAUGGAAAUGGGCAACCCAGGCGCUCUCUCACCCACCAAACCUGGCUCUCAGUACUAUCAGUAUUCUAGCAAUAACCCGCGAAGAAGGCCUCUGCACAGUACCUCUGUGGAAGUACAAACAAAGAAAGUUCGAAAGGUUCCUCCAGGUUUACCAUCUUCAGUUUAUGCCCCUUCUGCAAGCACUGCCGACUACAAUCGGGAUUCACCAGGCUAUCCAUCCUCAAAACCAGCAGCCAGCACUUUUCCUAGUUCCUUCUUCAUGCAAGACGGUCACCACAGCAGUGAUCCGUGGAGCUCCUCCAGUGGGAUGAAUCAGCCUGGUUAUGGCGGAAUGCUGGGCAAUUCUUCUCAUAUUCCACAGUCCAGUAGCUAUUGCAGUCUUCAUCCUCAUGACCGCUUGAGCUACCCAUCACACUCCUCAGCAGACAUCAAUUCCAGUCUUCCUCCAAUGUCCACUUUCCAUCGCAGUGGCACAACCCAUUACAGUGCUUCUUCCUGCACACCACCCGCAAAUGGGACAGAUAGCAUAAUGGCAAACAGAGGAAGUGGAGCAGCAGGAAGUUCACAGACAGGCGAUGCACUGGGGAAAGCACUUGCAUCUAUCUACUCUCCAGAUCACACCAACAACAGCUUUUCAUCAAAUCCUUCAACUCCUGUUGGUUCUCCCCCUUCUCUCUCAGCAGGCACAGCUGUUUGGUCUAGGAAUGGAGGGCAAGCAUCAUCAUCUCCCAAUUAUGAAGGUCCCUUACACUCUUUGCAAAGCCGAAUUGAAGACCGCUUGGAAAGACUGGAUGAUGCUAUUCAUGUUCUCCGGAAUCAUGCAGUGGGGCCUUCAACUGCCAUGCCCGGUAGUCAUAGCGACAUGCAUGGCUUAAUAGGGCCCUCUCAUAAUGGAGCAAUGGGAGGUCUUGGGUCAGGAUAUGGGACAGGCCUUCUUUCAGCCAAUAGACACUCGCUAAUGGUCGGGGCUCAUCGUGAGGAUGCUGUUGGCCUCCGCGGCAGCCAUCCACUCGUGCCAAAUCAGGUCCCAGUCCCACAGCUGCCAGUACAGUCUGCUACAUCUCCUGACUUAAACCAGCCUCAAGAUCCAUACAGAGGCAUGCCAACUGGCCUUCAAGGACAAAGCGUAUCUUCAGGGAGCUCCGAAAUCAAAUCUGAUGACGAGGGAGACGAAAACCUUCAGGACGCAAAAUCUUCUGAGGACAAGAAGUUAGACGACGACAAGAAGGAUAUCAAAUCAAUUACUAGCAAUAACGAUGAUGAAGAUCUUACACCGGAGCAAAAGGCGGAGCGUGAGAAAGAGAGGAGAAUGGCUAACAAUGCCCGUGAGCGCCUCCGCGUCCGAGACAUCAACGAGGCUUUCAAGGAGCUGGGCCGGAUGGUGCAGCUUCACCUGAAGAGCGACAAGCCCCAGACCAAACUUCUGAUCCUGCAUCAAGCUGUAGCUGUCAUCCUCAGCUUAGAGCAGCAAGUCAGAGAAAGGAAUCUGAAUCCUAAAGCAGCAUGUCUGAAAAGAAGGGAAGAAGAGAAAGUAUCUUCGGACCCCCCUCCCCUUUCUUUGGCAGGACCCCACCCUGGAAUGGGAGACACAUCUAAUCAUAUGGGACAGAUGUAAAAAACAAAAAAAGGUCCAAGUUGCCACAUUUUCUUUACGUAAACCAGAGACCACUUCCUUAACAGCUGUAUUAUCUUAAACCCACAUAAACACUUAACCCCCUUUUUUGUAAUAUAAUAAGACAAGUCUGAGUAGUUACGAAUCACAGACGCAAGAGAUUUCAGCAUUCCCGAUUUCGAAACAAACACAAAAAGAAAAGUGCAACUUGAGGGACGUCUUUUUUCAACAUAUCAUUCAGAAUGUUUCAAGCAGUAUGUUAGGAGCUGUAAAUGCACAGCCAAGAGACUGAAUUGGCAAUCUUCUCCACACUGUGGGACAAUGCAUUUGUGCCUAAACUUCUUUUGGAAAAAAAAAUAUAAUUAAUUUGUAAGUCUGAAAAAAAUAUUUAAUUUAAAAAUUGUAAACUUGCAAUAAUGAAAAGUGUACUUCUGAAGAAAAAAAAUGAACGUUUUCAUUGGUGUACUAGUCAGCUAGUGUUUAUACUUACUGGAUAUUAAAAAGGGAAGCUUUUGCUACCCACAUAUUUACAAAACCAGCAAACGACCUAAUGAAAACUGAAGUGAUGACAUUAGCCAUUCCUUAGGGUAGGAGGAACAGAUGGAUCUUAUAGACCUAUGACACACACACACACACACACACAUAUAUAUAUAUAAAUAUAUAUAUAAAUAUAUAUUAAAAUUAGUGAAUAUGGUAAGCUUUUGUUCAUUUGUUUCAAACUUUUUUGCUCCUGUAAAAAAAA
Molecule: messenger RNA, 2903 nt
Organism: Lacerta agilis (Sand lizard)
Lineage: Eukaryota; Metazoa; Chordata; Lepidosauria; Squamata; Lacertidae
Gene: TCF4
Product: transcription factor 4
Exons: 20
Coding region: 80-2164 (694 amino acids)
Biological process (GO): regulation of transcription by RNA polymerase II
Cellular component (GO): transcription regulator complex
Molecular function (GO): DNA-binding transcription factor activity, RNA polymerase II-specific; protein dimerization activity; RNA polymerase II cis-regulatory region sequence-specific DNA binding
Source: RefSeq, a predicted model, not a curated record